ACCUUUAUGGGUUCUCUCCGGACCAGAGAUGUGUGAAUCCUCCCAAAGCAGUUCAACACAAUGAUAAAAAAAAAAUGAAAUUUUGAGCCAUGUCAUUGGCUAAGGAGCGUCUGACAGGAAAAACAAUGGCUGUUGGGGCCAGGGUCCGCUAUAUAUGGAAUUCAAAAGACAUCCACUUUUAAUUCUCGAAAACAAUCACUAGACCAUAGCGUGUCUGGGGCCACAAGAUGACCGCUUCAGUGGCCGUGUAUAGGAAUAUUUACACGGAGGAACGCUUUAAACAGACUUAUGGAAAAGAGGACAGGGCGCCCGGCAGUCUGUUACUCGGGAAAAGACUCGCUCAGAAAUGCAGGUGUUCUCGGCGAGCGUUUCUCCACCUGUUGAGCGAGCGCGUCCCGAUCUUCAGCUGGCUGCCUAGGUACAGGCUGAGGAAAUGGCUUCUAGGAGACACCAUAGCGGGACUCACUGUCGGUAUUCUGCACAUACCCCAAGGUAUGGCAUUUGCUCUGCUAACAUCUGUGGCGCCAAUCUUCGGUCUCUACACCUCCUUCUUCCCGGUUGUCCUCUACAUGCUGUUCGGCACAGGCCGUCACGUCUCCACAGGUACAUUUGCCGUGGUGAGCCUGAUGACGGGCUCGGUGGUGCAGCAGCUGGUUCCAGCGCCGCUGCACCUUAACACCAGCAGCCCGGAGGCAGCGGCCCUCGAGGCCCAGAGGAUAGGGGUGGCCUCCGCCGUGGCCCUCCUCUCAGGAAUAAUGAUGCUCUGCAUGUUCGUGCUGCGGCUGGGCUUCCUGUCCACCUACCUGUCGGAGCCCAUCGUCAAGGCGUUCACCAGCGCUGCGGCCUUCCACGUCACCGUGUCGCAGCUCCAGAGCAUGCUGGGCCUGCGGCUGACGCGCCACACCGGGAACUUUGCCCUGUUUAAGACCCUAGCCUCUGUGAUGGAGAACCUGCCUCAGACCAACAUGGCCGAGCUGCUCAUCUCCUUGGUGUGUCUGGCCAUCCUGGUCCCGGUGAAGGAGGUCAACACGCGCUACAGGAAGCGCCGCACACCGAUCCCAGUGGAGAUCCUGACGGUGAUCAUAGCUACCGGAGUGGCUUAUGCCCUUUCUCUGGACUCCACUUGUGACGUCCAGAUUGUUGGCCAUAUCCCUGCCGGUUUCCCAAGCCCUCAGAUGCCGGCCUUGCACACAUUUCCUGACAUUGCUGGCGACACAGUAGCCAUAACGUUUGUUGGCUAUGCUGUGUCGGUCUCCCUGGCGAUGAUAUAUGCUGAUAAGCAUGCGUACUCUAUACACCCCAACCAGGAGCUUCUGGCCCACGGCAUCUCCAACACUGUGUCCUCCUUCUUCACGUGCUUCCCGAGCUCAGCCACUCUGGCCACCACCAACAUACUAGAGAGUUCGGGAGGAUUCACACAGCUUUCAGGGUUGUUUACCAGCCUGGUGGUCCUUGUUGUGCUGCUCCUGAUUGGUCCCCUCUUCUACUUCCUGCCCAAGGCGGUGCUGGCGUGUAUCAACGUGACAAGCCUCAGACAGAUGUUCCUGCAGUUCCAAGACCUGCCAGGCCUGUGGAGAGUUAGCAGGAUUGACUUUAUGGUGUGGGUGGUCACCUGGCUGUCUGUGGUGGUCCUCAACGUGGACCUAGGUUUGGCCAUCGGUGUGGUCUUCUCUAUGAUGACAGUGAUCGGCCGCACACAGAGAGCAAGGUGUUCGGUGCUAGGCCAGGCCAGCAACACAGAGAUCUACAGACCUAUGCAAAACCACAGCAAGUGCAGCGAGGUGGCGGGGGUGAAGAUCCUCACCUACAACGGCCCCAUUUACUACGGGAACCGCAGCUUCUUCAAGGAGGAGGUGAGCCGUCUGCUGGGCCUGACGCCGGAGAGGAUCCGCAGCCUCGAAAAGACGAGGAAGGCCCUGGAGAAACGCCAGAGAGACACCACCGUCAGCACCGUGGAAAGAGGCGUUGCAAAUGCAUCAUUCUCAUCAGAUAAUGAGUUAUUAAAAUCUGCUGAGAAGGAAGUCCAGGCUCUACUAAUGGACUGCAGCAGUGUGAUAUUUGUUGAUGUUGCUGGAGCCAGACUCCUUAUACAGAUGUGCAUUGAUUGCCAGAAAGUUGGGGUUUGCAUAUACUUAGCAAACUGCAAUGAAAGGGUCUUAAAGAUCCUCACCUCCAGCGGUCUGAUGAACUACAUGAAUCCACAGCACAUCUUCAUCACGGUGCAUGAUGCCGUGGUCUACAUUCAGCACCUCAAGGAGAAGACCCCCGACACCACAACUGUCUGGGUGUGAGAUGUUCCUGUUCCUCACGGAUCCACCCGAUGACGCACGAACAAGGGCCGGUCCGUUUCAGACGGAGAGUGUCAGGUCUCACCAGCGCCGGUGUUUUUGUGUCAACUGUAUGUUGUGGAGGCUCGGAGGGAUCUGACCAAACCGCUACACCUGCUGAUUUGUCUAAUUAGCACACCUUCAAUAAGAUGGGGGAGAGGAGCUAAUUACUGGCAUCAGAUGUUGUGGUGUUUGGUGAGCAGGCGAGCAGUAGAACGCCAGUCCUCUGGGCUCCAGGGCGGCUGAUGGGCUCCAGUGUGGGUCCGUGUUUGUUCCUGAAGACGGUUGCUCAAACUGAGUGACUGCAUGCCAGAGUUUCAAAAACAAAAUAGGCAGAAGGAAAAGACGUAGCGUCUAGUGUUGCACUGUUGUAAAAAAGGGCUAGCAUCCCAUUCCAGUGAUACUAUGCCAUAUGUUUGGAAGAUCAUGAUAGAAUCCCAGAUAUGGUUUAAUAAAACAUGGGUAUAUUGGCACACGUGAGUUCUACAUGAAAAUCUAUUCCCCUUUAACGUAACACAUAAAACCAAAAAAACAGUGCAAUAAAUGAAAUGUAAACGAGUUAUUGGACUUAAAAACUUGUGGGAAGUCGAUACUAUUUGAUAUUUAUUUUAUAUUCUUUAUUUUUGUUUUGCGUCUUAAAUGGCACUAUUAGACAAGCCUAAUGAAAUGCACCGGGUAAAAUCAUAAUACAUUUCAUAUCUGCUUAUGCCAUAUACUGAAUGCUAUCACAUAUUGCCUUGAAAUAUUCUUUAACAACAUUAUAAGAUCUAUACAAGUGUCUACAUAAUUGAACUGUUGCCUGUUUUAAGCAUUUUUUAUUUUUUGGAGAUCAUUUUAUUAUUUAUCGGCUUAUAAGAUUCAGUCUUUCUACAUCGUUUUGAUACUUAUUCUUUAUGUACAUUACAUGCCAUGAAAAACAAUGAUACAUGGAAAAAUGUAUGUUGUUGAAACGUCAGCCUCGUUAAGAUAAAUCGAUGGAAUGUGAAGUAUUGCUUCUCUUCAGACUACGGUCAGGUGUGUGUCUACCUCAGGGUUGAUCUGAACAGUACAGCACGCGUCGGGCAGCUUCUGGAAAGGUACACAAACAUUACACAGACUCCUCUGGGAUUGAUAAGGUUAAAUUUACAUCUAAACAAUAGACCAUUGUUUCUUGUUCGCCUCUAUCAUCUUUCCAUUCAAAUUGUGAAAUAUUACAAGGGCUUUCUUCCAAAGUAUGUUCACCACAAAUGAGUGAAUGAUUAUCGAAAUGGACACAUACAGACGUUACAACGCAAUUGAGUGUAGUGAUACAUUCACACUCUAGUGCUCUCUGCUGAUACGAUGGCAGUACUGUUUAUUUUCAUUGUGUCAGUGUACCCCAUCAUUAGAAGGUUACCUUGACCUGAUAAAAAUAUAUAUGUAGUGCAAGUUCGAAACCGGGCCAAAUAAAAGCAAAACACUAA
Messenger RNA from Gadus morhua (Atlantic cod), 3769 nucleotides. RefSeq names its product solute carrier family 26 member 10 (gene slc26a10). The record is from RefSeq and is a predicted model, not a curated record. Gene Ontology annotation, biological process: transmembrane transport. Bases 228 to 2291 code for a protein of 687 amino acids. NCBI's taxonomy places the organism in Eukaryota, Metazoa, Chordata, Actinopteri, Gadiformes, Gadidae. The transcript has 18 exons. Gene Ontology annotation, cellular component: membrane.